Bactrocera latifrons is the source of this 701-nucleotide messenger RNA. RefSeq lists its product as uncharacterized. NCBI's taxonomy places the organism in Eukaryota, Metazoa, Arthropoda, Insecta, Diptera, Tephritidae. The coding region runs from base 33 to 593 and encodes 186 amino acids. The transcript has a single exon. The record is from RefSeq and is a predicted model, not a curated record.
UAAGAAAACCCGGUGCCACUAAAGAAAGCCAAAUGUCUUUGCUGCUUGCCAAAAUUUUCGGUUGCGCCUUUGUGCUGACCAUCAGCUGUGCGACAUUUGUCGCCGCCUUACAUGUGCCCUACAGCAAUGACUUGGAAGUUCAAGGUAUACAGUCGGCCAUCUACAAUGCUGGACCACUCGGCAAUCAUGCUGGCCUCUUAAGUGCCGCCAAGGCCGUAAGUCAACUGCAGCUGCCCAAAUUGAGUGAAGCAGUGGAACAACAUGACUUCGGCAGUGAUGAUGGUCACGCGGAGUCGCUUGGCGUGGCUGGCGAUCACUUAGACCCGAAACAUUUUCCUGCUGAUUAUGCCGAUGAUCAUGGUGCCACCGCUGAGGAAUACGAAGAGGCCGAGGCUGCUGGCUCGGAACAUCUCGAAGAGGUCGCACAUGCUGACUUUGGUGGACAUGAGUUUUUGGAUAAGCUGGACUUCCAUGGUGAUUACCACGAUGCCUAUCAUCAGCAGCCUGUGGUGGGCAUUGAUCAUGGCAAAGGCGCUUUCAGUUACAGCACUUUGUACGAGCACAAACACGAUGAGCAGAAAGGCUUGUAUUGAGCUCGUGCGGUUGUUGGCGGGUAGGAAUGUAUGGGAAGAGACGUGUUGAAGUUGGUUGAGAUCUUUUUGUAUGUCCGUGUACUUUUCGGUGAAUUUCAAGUAUAAAAA